AUGGUGACGGGUGGUCGGAGGGAGCUGGUCGGAUGGAGCCACGCAAGCAGUAACAGCAGCACAUGGUGUUUGGCUAUCUCCGAUCAGCAGCAAAGAGUGAGAAACACGGCGAUGGUGGCUGGUGAUAUAAGAAUGAGAGGAAGAGAGGGUCACCUCCAUCUUCUCACGUCGUCGGCUCCUCAAGCUCUCCCCUGCUCGCCACCGUAUGCCGUCGCCCCUGUGAAACCACCGACCGGAGACCUAGCACCCCACAGAUAUAGGUGGAGAUGA
Lactuca virosa is the source of this 270-nucleotide messenger RNA. Lineage: Eukaryota; Viridiplantae; Streptophyta; Magnoliopsida; Asterales; Asteraceae. The record is from the annotation of a GenBank genome assembly.